Molecule: messenger RNA, 3811 nt
Organism: Copidosoma floridanum
Lineage: Eukaryota; Metazoa; Arthropoda; Insecta; Hymenoptera; Encyrtidae
Biological process (GO): negative regulation of transcription by RNA polymerase II
Cellular component (GO): Sin3-type complex
Source: RefSeq, a predicted model, not a curated record
UAUAUACACUUGAGUAACAUACCAAUGAAGAAACGACCUAAAACGACCCAGCGCCAGCGGCCAGCGUCCAUCAUCAUACUUUAAACAGUCCAAACUAAACCAAAUGUCGACGCCGUCAAAAGUACCGGAAGGACUUUAUCUGGCUGUAAAGAGUUGUUCAAAAGUGUCUUUUCGUGGAUUAGUGGGUUCCAUACUACAUAGUAAACAUCGCCUUAGCUUGGUGUAAGCGAUACAAACAGUCGUGGGCUGAUUUAUCGUGAGUCUUCAACGAGUUGGGAAAAAUGCUUAGGACGAAGUGCCAUGUUGACUUGAAAUAUAUAGAAACACGGAGCUUUUAUCCAUUUAACUAUGGUAUGAGUAACAGUUUUGAGACUUAAGGGUCAAGCUGACUUGUGAUUAAUAAGUAUAUUUUUCUGUUAAAAAAGUAUUCGAGUGGUGAACGAUAAGCAGGUUGCCUUUUUUUAUAAGGCAGUAGUUAGCAAAAAUCUUUGUAUAUAGGCAUUUAACAUUUUUAUUAGUGAUUAAUAAUGAGUGCUAAUAAUAGUAGUGCAGAUAAUAACAGUGGAAAAGAGAAAUCUGUCUCAGAAGCCACUACCACUGUGCAACAGACUGUGGCUCAAAACUUGACCACCAUACAAAAUCUGCAAACAGUGCCGAAUAUACAGAACAUACAGAAUGUGCAAAAUGCAGUGUCUGGUAGUAUGCAAAGCAUCCAGACUGCACAGACAGUUGCUGGACAGACUGCUUCUUUGGUGGGCAAAUCUAUCUCGUUAGAUCUCAAUUCUUCUAAGCUUCUUAUGAAGCCAGCAAUAGCAUCCAACAUUGUUACUUCUGAAAAUAGCAAAAUAGUGAAUACAGCAUUUUGUCCUGGCUCUACAGUUAAAAUAAUCACGCAGAACACUAUACUAAACACUAUAGAGCGUCAAAUUCAGUCACAAGUACAGCAAGGUACUCAGUCAACACAACAGAUUGUGACUGGCAUUCCAUCGACAUACCAUGUACCAAUAGGACCAGCUGCCGUUGCCAAUAUUGCAAAUCCGCGUUCUAAAGUGGCAACUCCACUAGUAAGAACGCUCAAUUCAGGACAGCAAUUACCCAUCUCCAGACCUGGUAACUCAUCAACUUGUGGUAAGCCUCGUGCUCCUGUGGGAGUCGCUAAUAUUCCUAUCUCAAGAGCCUCGGAUGCCUCUCCACAUAAUAGUGCUGCAGACUUUGCUAAAACAGUGACCAUUUACAAGUCUCGUUCAGAUUCACAGGAGCAUGGAACUUCAGAUGUUGCUAGGACACUUUCCAAUGAACAUUCUAAAAUACCGCUUAAAAAAAGAGCAUUAAUUUUUCGUGUUAAUCCCGCAACAACAGCAACGACGCAAUGGCAGACAAAAGCUUCUUCAGUUGUGUACACACAAACUCAGCGGCCCUCAGUACCCGUAGUGAGCCGUCCAGUGGGUCGUCCAGGUACCGCCACGAUCUUUACAAGCCAAUCGCAACAACAGCAGCAGCAGCAGCCCCAGACCCAGCAACCUCAGCAGCAGCUGCAGCAACAACAGACUCAAUCCCAGUCGCAGCAAUCGUCGUCUCAGCAGACACCAACGUCCCAGCCUCAACCGCUAUCACAGCAACAACAACAGUCACAACCACGACUAGUGAAUCCAAACUCAUUGAGCGCGAUCAGGCCGAUGCAGACGACAGUAUUGGCGUCGACUUCAACACGGCUAAUAGCACCGAUAAUCCAGGCGCCGAAUGCAAUCUCACGGUUACCCAUUCCAACCAGACCGCCCACCCCGCAGAUUGUCAUGAACAUGCCACAAGCCACUCAAGCCAUGAAUAGGCCAGUCCCCCAAAUCCAGCCCAAUCCAACGAGUAGGCCUCUUGCAAGUGCCCCUAUCAAUCGAGUGUCUGUGACAACUCCAGUCAUAGGAGCACCAAACAGGGUAGUUGCAGUCACGUCUGUGCAAACAUCAAUAGGGCGUCAAUUGACUAUAAACACUAUCGCAGGUGCAUCCCCUGGAAGUGUUGGCCGCAUCGUUAUCCCACAGCAAGCUCUGGCUACUUCAAAAAUACAAAUUCAGCAGCCGCAGUCAACGCCACAGCAGCAACAACAGCCUCAGGCUGGGACGACCCGAGUCGUGCAAGCUGUAGCGCCUAUAGCUAAUUUCAGCUCAGUGGGCCGAGUGAUCACGACGACAUCGACAAACGCAACAGUCGCGGCUAAUGUGACCCGCGUUGCUCAAACCGGUCCUACUUCUAUUGCUAGAAUAACAGGCAUGUCGUUGCACCCCUUGCCUGCAUCAUUGACACCUGGUCGUACUGUCACGCCUCUGAAAGUAACGACUCAGACGUCGGGUAUUCAGACAGUGCAGCUAAAACAAAUACCUCCGAUGAUACAGCCCCAAACUCUCCAACCCCAACAACCCCAGCAACAGACCCCGCAGCUUCAAUCCCAGCCUCAGCCUCAGCUCCAGCCCCAGCAGCAGCAACAACAACAACCACCACAACCACAACCACAACCACAGCUGGUGCAACAGUCGGGAGCGGCAUUACAGCGAGCAAUCGGGGCUGCGAUUAAUAGUGCAAACGCUUUAUCAACUGCUGUUUCCACUGCAUCGAUCGUCACAAGUCAACCACAGCCCAGCCAACUGCAAGGGCAAUACCUCCAUCCAUCCCCGCAUUCAACAACUUACUAUUCCAUCGAUGCAUCUGGCAACUAUUCGCAGUUUCGACCAACUUCGAUGCCACCAGUUCGGUUACUCGUAGACCAAGGAUUUGAUGAGCCACUGGGUAAACCGAACGCUUCUCCUAGGCCCAGCAUAUUAAGAAAAAGGGAUGUUGAUAGCUCUCCAGGAAAAAAUAUUGCGAAGAAUCUGGUUCCGGUGCUGGCCGCUCUCUCAGCGUCCUCAACAACUAGCCCUCCUAGUUCGCCUAAAAUCGACAGGGAUGGCGGUAAUCACAGUUCAGGCUCAACAACUGUCUCGGCCACUUCCUCUCCAGGACUUGACGAGGAACCCGAACAAUCGAGGAUCCCGAUGAACACGACCGUGGAGAUGUCUCCGCGCAAGAAGCCUCGUAAGCAACAGCUCACUGGUGUCGAAUUGACUGAAGCUCGAUGUACCGAUGAAGACAUGCAGUUUAUCACAGAAGAGAAGAUCAAAAAGGAAAAUAUAGAUGAGAAUGUGAGGGACAAGUACAGUGAUAAAAAAUCAAGUCAAAGUCAGCAGGAAAAUAAGCCGCAACAAACUCCGCCGGUCAAAUCAAAACCAUCGCUCAGUAUGAUAGGCAAUUCAUGGAAGAAUCAAUACGGUGGAAGAUUACACCAUUAUAAACGACCUAGUGAUGUGAAACCACGGGACGACAAAAAAUUAUCUUUAACCGAAAUAGCGCAACAAAAACAAGUGUUACAGAAAAUCAAUGGAUGGAAAUUGCAUCAUCUGAAAACUCAAUUGGAAGAUCUAUCAGAUGCUGAAAAAUCGGCUUACAAAACAGUUAAGGCAACUAUGACAGAUACGGAACAUUUGCGAGGUAGAAAUGACAAAGACGACGCUAUAUUGGAUAAAAUAAACGAGCUGUGUAAGGGAAAUAUGCAACGACAUAAUUUAGUGAGUGAAGGACUAAAAGAGUCAAACGAUCAACUAUUUACAAUGCUGAACAAACAUAAACCUCACGUUAGGAAUCUAUUACAAAGUAAUUGUAAUAAGAGAGUGCAAAAGAAGAGAUAAUUGGUUAUUUACGUGUGUAAAAUUAAAAAUAGCUUUAAGUAAAGACUAUACAAGUAUAUAAUUACACAUGAAGAUGAAUUUUGGAGAAAUACGUUAUU